Messenger RNA from Mycena indigotica, 1353 nucleotides. Its product is annotated as mRNA cap guanine-N7 methyltransferase. Gene Ontology annotation, molecular function: mRNA 5'-cap (guanine-N7-)-methyltransferase activity. The record is from RefSeq and is a predicted model, not a curated record. Lineage: Eukaryota; Fungi; Basidiomycota; Agaricomycetes; Agaricales; Mycenaceae. The transcript has 5 exons. Gene Ontology annotation, cellular component: nucleus. Gene Ontology annotation, biological process: 7-methylguanosine mRNA capping. The coding region runs from base 1 to 1353 and encodes 450 amino acids.
AUGCCUUUCGAUCCAGUGAGAGACGCGGUCUUGAACUCACCAAUAGCGAGCUUUAGCUCUCCUCUUCCUUCCUCCCUACCUCCAACUCCACAGUCACCCUCUCGCCAGCUCCCUAACCGUCGGCCAACUGGACUGGCCGCUCUAUUAAACGAUGACCCACCCAGAACCUCGAAAAUCGCCCACCUCCUUCACAACCCCGAUGACAGAUUAGCUGAAGCACCAUCUAUUCGGAAAAUGACUAAAUACAGCCCCAUUAAUCGUAUUUCUGCUCCAGAAAGCGUUCUUCGGCCCAUGUCACAGGCUGAAAUCAAUCUCUACAAAACCUAUCAGGGCAAAGGCACCCUUCGUCUGGCCAAGCGAAAGCGCUCACCGGAGGCUCCUGCACCAGAAGAAAGGCCGCAAAAGAGGCAUGCGGGUGACGUUGGUGUCGUCGUUGAUCAUUAUAACACACGUCCAGAGGUGGGCGUUGCUCAACGUGAAACAUCGCCAAUCAUUGGCCUCAAAAGUUUCAACAACUGGGUCAAGUCGGUGCUGAUAUCCCGUUUCGGACACCCAGCUUUGCAAGCAAGCAAAGUGGUCGGCAGAGGACCACGAGCGGGUCGAGGCAAAGUGCUUGAUAUGGGAUGCGGCAAGGGUGGCGAUCUCACCAAGUGGGCAAAGGCCCGCGUUGCUGAACUUUUUGGAGCUGACAUCGCAGCCGUAUCUGUCGACCAAGCCCGUUCUCGAUACCAAUCCAGUCGUAACUCUCACUUCGAGGCGACUUUUGCCGCUCUCGACUGCUACUCUGAACCUUUAUCCAAAGCAUUCUCUCCAGCAAAAUUGGCCACCCCCUUUGAUGUCGUGAGCUUGCAGUUUUGCAUGCACUACGCCUUCGAAAGCAUUCAAAAAGCGCGGUGUAUGCUGGAUAAUGUCAGCAAGUGGCUACGCGUAGGCGGGGUCUUUGUGGGUACCAUUCCCAACGCGGAACAACUAUUGCAUAAUUUGGAUGAGAUCCCACCAGAUAGCGACGACCUAAGCUUUGGCAACUCGGUCUAUAAGAUUCGGUUUGAGGAUCGAGUAAACAAACCCGUAUUUGGCCACAAAUACUGGUUUUAUCUGCAGGAUGCCGUCGAAAAUGUCCCAGAAUAUGUGGUCAGAUGGGAUAAUUUCGUUCAACUAGCAGCCGAAUAUGGGCUUCACCCUGUUUAUAAGGAGGAGUUUCACGACAUCUUUUCGGAGCAUCAGGACCACCCGGAGUUUGGCCCGCUCAUGGUUCGCAUGAAGGUUGUAGACGCCAACGGAGAGAGCUCUAUGGAUGAGGCUCAGUGGGAAGCUGCUAACAUCUACAUUGCUUUUGCUUUCGAAAAACGGUAA